ACCAUAAAUAGCUAACGUUAGCCAGUUGUUUUGGGAGAAGACAAGAACUGCAAGCGGAAGAAACACCGGAUUUGGUUUCAGGUCGCGUUCUGUUUAAAAGCUUCGUUUAGUUUUUUUACAUAUACGUUUUUGAAGAAUGUCGACCCCGGCGAGGAGACGGCUUAUGAGAGACUUUAAAAGACUUCAAGAAGACCCUCCUACUGGUGUGAGUGGAGCACCGUCAGAGAACAACAUUAUGCUCUGGAACGCUGUUAUUUUUGGACCUGUGGGAACACCAUUUGAGGAUGGAACCUUUAAGCUUCUGAUAGAGUUUUCAGAGGAGUAUCCAAACAAGCCUCCCACAGUCCGGUUUGUGUCCAGAAUGUUUCACCCAAAUGUUUAUGCAGAUGGCAGUAUAUGUUUAGACAUCCUUCAGAAUCGCUGGAGCCCCACGUAUGAUGUCUCGUCCAUACUCACCUCCAUCCAGUCAUUGCUGGACGAGCCAAACCCCAACAGCCCGGCCAACAGUCAGGCUGCACAGCUCUAUCAGGAAAACAAGAGGGAGUACGAGAAGAGGGUGACGGCCAUCGUGGAGCAAAGCUGGGUGGACGUCUGAGCUCCUCCUCACACCCUCUCCUCUCCUCUUCCCUUCCUUCUCCAUCAUCCUCUUUCAUCACCCUAGUACUCCAGUCUCUCAUUUUUACCUCAUCAAGAGAAAAAAACAGCAACUAUAUCAGAAGAAAUCAAGUGCCACCCUGAAGGGGGAAAAAAGAUCCAGAGAACAACCAAACCAGAAAGACAUUAUUAACCUGCUUGCCAAUACAUCUGAGGAAAACGAGGGAGGGGGGAAACAAUCUUACAUUUGUGUUCCUUGUUCUUAAUUUUACUUUUUUUUUUAUUGCAUGAUGUGAAAUAAGUUAUUGCUAACAGAAUUUGUAAUAUAUCUAUGUUGUAUGGCUGGACUGAUGCUGGUAGUUUUACACAUUUUUCUUUAUAAACUUUUUUUUUUUUUUUUUGAUCUCUUGGUGUGAACACACCUUGGCUGUUCCGGAAAAGGGCAUGUUGAUGACCAAAGCUGCCUGUUUUGAAUGUCUGACAAGCAAAAACGCGUUCUAGAAUAUCAUUUCCAUAUCAUCUUUUCUCACAGACACAGUUGUAUCUCCUGUUAUUUUAAGCAGCACUGUAGGUUCAGUCUCUCUGACGUCACUGGAUGAAACAGCGCCAGGCCUCCCUUUGCGCCGAUGAAUCACAGCUCCCUGUUCUCUUCCGCCUGCUCUGAGCUUUUAUUUGAAUCGUGUUCCCUCUGAGGCACAAGAAGAUGCGCUGUGGGGAAUAGCAAAUAUUAACAGCAGAAUGAAAAGGCUGGAUGUUGGCUUUAAAAGAUAGAAGAUAUUUCAGACAGUUCCUACCAUUAUCCUUUUUU
This is a messenger RNA of Sphaeramia orbicularis (orbiculate cardinalfish), 1402 nucleotides long. It is a transcript of the gene ube2b, whose product is annotated as ubiquitin-conjugating enzyme E2B (RAD6 homolog). The transcript has 6 exons. The coding region runs from base 137 to 595 and encodes 152 amino acids. NCBI's taxonomy places the organism in Eukaryota, Metazoa, Chordata, Actinopteri, Kurtiformes, Apogonidae. The record is from RefSeq and is a predicted model, not a curated record.